GAAACCUGCCUCGCCGCUCAGCGAGCGAUGCCAGAAGGAGCAAAGUGCAGUUCUCCGAUCAGUGCACAGCCCUGACGAAGCCACCUUGGGGUUUGAAACCAGACGCGACCCUCUCCAGGACAGUUCUCCAAAUCCAUGGCCUGAGAGCUGGACGAGGUUGUGCUGGUGGUGGGGGGAGGUGCGGUGUUGUGUAUGUAACAGUGUCUCUGCUCUACGGGUUUUUAUCGAGGGCUGUGGGGUAGACCUCCCUCGCUGACCAGCAGACGGACUGCCACUCGGAAAGGUGACCCAGAAGAAGGAGGGGGAGGAGGAGGAAGAUGAAGUGUGGGCUCUGGAUGGUGUUUCUCCUGGGGUUGCUGUGCUUCUGGAUUGACCCAGAGUGGGGGUGCAGUGCUCAGGGAGAGGGAGCGGGAACCGGAGGAGAGCCGAGGAGCCGGGAUGCCAGGGCCAUCCUGGAAGCGGUGACUGAGCAGAGGUACUACCUGAGCCGGCUAUUCGGCCACUACGGGCAGGGCGGCAGGAUCUCUUCUGAGGGUCUCCACAGGCUCUUGGAGAGCCUGGGCCUAGGCCAGGUCCAGGUGGUGGAGAUCGAACAUGAGGAGCUGGGCCACGCCCAUGUGUCUCACCUGGACGCCCUAGAGCUCCAGGAACGCAAGCAUGUCCACAGUCACACCACACAGGACCACCUGUCCAUGCUGGCUGGGCAGUCCGAGGACACGACCAGGCCAGACAGAGGUGCCCAGGGAGCGAGAGCCAUCACAGCGUCCAGCCCCAGAUCCUCCAGAUGGACGAGGGACGGGAGGACAGAGACGCCUGUAGCCCGAAGGGAUUCCCCGGGAGACCCCCAGGGGAAUGUCCAGGGUGGGGGGAGGCCGCAGCGAAGGAGGAGCAUGUGGGGACACCGAAUACAGAGAUCACCGCAAGACCAGCCCCUCCCUGUCACGUCCCACGGGCUCACCAUUGAAGAGCGGGUCCUGAACCAUUCCAAGUAUAAUCACCUCCGUGAAAACUGUCUGAACGUAACUCAGCUCCUGGUCAACUUUGGGAUGAGCAAUACGCGCGGGAUCACACCGAAACAGUUCACCUACAUCUGCCCAGCCUUACUCUAUCAGAUAGACAGCCGGGUCUGUAUCCAGCACCAUGACUCGCUGGAGAUCCAGCCACAGGAGGUUACACAAAUGUACGUCUGGCUCAGUGGGUUCAUCGCCAUUACCCUGAUCAGCGUGACAUCGCUGUUGGCCGUGGCUAUCAUUCCAUUGCUCAGUCGCUCCUUUUCCAAGAUCCUGCUCCGGUUCCUGGUCACUCUAGCAAUCGGCACACUGUCUGCAGACGCCCUGCUCCACCUCAUUCCUCAUAGCAGGCAGCUACAGCAGCCAGAGGAACACUCGGAGGCAGCAGAGAAGGACUCUAUCUGGAAGGGGCUGUCUGUGCUUGGAGGAAUCUACAUCCUCUUCAUCAUCGAGACCCUCCUGGGCCUGUUCAGGAACUGCAGAGGAGGGAAG
Messenger RNA from Rhincodon typus (whale shark), 1502 nucleotides. Its product is annotated as zinc transporter ZIP10-like. The record is from RefSeq and is a predicted model, not a curated record. Gene Ontology annotation, biological process: BMP signaling pathway; zinc ion import across plasma membrane; intracellular zinc ion homeostasis. The annotation marks the transcript as partial. Gene Ontology annotation, molecular function: zinc ion transmembrane transporter activity. The transcript is spliced from 6 exons. Gene Ontology annotation, cellular component: membrane. Lineage: Eukaryota; Metazoa; Chordata; Chondrichthyes; Orectolobiformes; Rhincodontidae.